GCGUGUUGCCGAGGAGAGUCGCCGUUGAUGCCGAGCCGCACAUCCGCGUUUGGGCCGACUCAAAGCGGCUGGAUCUGCCGCACAGUAAGCGGUUUGUGAGCAGUCUGGUUUAUCUGGGGUGUAGGAUUUGGAUCGUUCUUUCGUUGGAACUUUACGCAGGAAAACAGCAGGUGGGGGCCACCUGAGAAACAGUUGGACUGACUGACUCCUUGACCAGUUUCAUAUUCUCCUCUCAACUCCACUUGUUGAUGGAGCUUUGAGGCUAUCGACACCUACAGAAAACGGAUGUAUUUGUGUGUAUAAAUUUAGAUAAAAAGGAGAAGUUUGGACCUGCGGUUUCGUGCCAGAUGAAGGCUAUGUAAUGUCUGGCAACCGAUAAGAGCCAUCGGCAUCAGAUUACAUAGGCAGGCUGCGCCCAGGUAAGCAGCGCUAUGGGGAACCAAGUGGACAGGUUGUCACAUUUAAGUUACGCAGAAGUUCCCACAGUGGACCCAAACGGCGUGGACACGGAUGACGGUCCACGGAUCGGCGUCUCUUACAUAUUUUCUAAUGACGACGACGAUUUGGAGGACGGCUGUGCGGCGGAUGGCACAGAAAGAGACAAGAAUCAGGAAGAGAAACACUACGAUCACCGCGAAGAGGUGGCGUGCGCCGUCUUCAACAGAGAUGAAUGCAUUUACGAGAAGAGCGUAAAGUCUGAAUAUCUGGAGGUCUACUCUCCAGAGAACCUCCUAAACAAAUGCAAAGCCGGUGAUCUGGUGGAGUUUGUCGCCACUGGACAGUACCCGCACUGGGCUGUGUAUGUGGGGGACUUCCAGGUGGUACACCUGCACAGAGCCGAGGUGAAAAACACCUUUCUGACUGAUGCGAGUCAAGGGAGGAGGUGUCGGAUAGUGAACGACUUAUACAAAUUCAAAGCCCUCGGUCCGGACAUGGUGGUGCAAAACGCGAUGGAGCAGGUGGGCUUGAAGGACCGAGAGCUGAGCUGGAGAAACUCCGAGUGUUUUGCAGCCUGGUGCAGGUUUGGCAAGAGGGAGUUCAAAAUGGGUGGGGAGAUACGGAUUGGUAAACAACCUUACAGGCUAAAAAUAUUUAUGUCGGACAAACAGUCGCACGUGUUAGAGUUUCAAAGCUUGGAGGACAUGAUCAUGGAGAAGAGGAGGAACGAUCACCUGGGCAGGACAGCAGUUCUGCAGGAGCUGGCCACUCAUUUCAGAAGCGUGGUGGAGAGUAAAAAUGAGCCCGGAGCUGAAUGAUGUCUGCCUUCUUAUUCUCUUCAAAAUGUGCUUUACAGCUAGAGUAGCCUUUACUUAACAUGAUGUGUUACACUGUCCUUGAUCUAUAGCAAGCCUAAUUUAUUAUAGCCAAUCCAAGCUGUCAUGAUUUAUACUUGAAUUAUAAGGUAUUCAGUUUAUGGAUUUUUGUUCCGUUUUCAUGAGUUUAUAUUAUUAUUGCCUUAAAGAUACAAUUCUCAGCAUCCUCUGCUAAAUUGCCUUAGCAAAUAAGAAUUCAACUGCAUGAGAUAAAUUGAAUUGAUUGAAUCAUUUUCCUCUGGAACAUCCUUACACAUAGAAUAUGUAGUUUUAUGAAAGCUUUAUAAAUCUGAUUCAGAGUUAUGAUUCUAUAAGUAGAGUGAACAUUCCUCUAUUUAUAGCUUGUCUCAUUACUUGAUCCAAUUUAGGUUUAAUUUCAUCUCGGCUCACCCAGACAGCAAACUGUCAGAGCUGUUGGCUGAAUAAAAACAGGAUACGUUCUGCCUCUCGGGGUAAUUUUCACACCAGCACAUGCAAAGAAAAUGUUGUGGACUUUGUGCUACACUUUUUAAAGUCUUUAGGUGUUAAGUGUUCUUUGAGUAAAUAAUAAGUUACUGUGUCUUUUUGAAAAGAGCUGCCUUUAUUUCCAUUGUUAUGUUUUAUUCGAGGCUCUAAGAACCGACAGCAUUGUUCUGUGCUUCACAUUUCAAGGGCUUAUUCUGUUGUCAUAUCAGUGAUUACAAGAAAUUUGUCAUUUCUGAGUUUAAACAGUAAAAAUUUUUUUGCCUUUCCACAUUGAAA
Melanotaenia boesemani (Boeseman's rainbowfish) is the source of this 2054-nucleotide messenger RNA. RefSeq names its product LRAT domain containing 2a (gene lratd2a). The transcript has a single exon. NCBI's taxonomy places the organism in Eukaryota, Metazoa, Chordata, Actinopteri, Atheriniformes, Melanotaeniidae. The coding region runs from base 432 to 1256 and encodes 274 amino acids. The record is from RefSeq and is a predicted model, not a curated record.